UGUGUUGUUCGGCUCAGCUGGUGCAGUCCCGGCGUCUAUCCUUUGUCGAGUUCUCUCCGUAGGUGCUGUUUUUGCUGAGGUGCCAUGGGGGAGUCAGAGAAGUUUCACUACAUCUACAGUUGUGACCUGGACAUCAACGUGCAGCUCAAAAUAGGAAGUUUGGAAGGGAAGAGAGAACAGAAGAGCUAUAAAGCUGUCCUUGAAGACCCAAUGUUGAAGUUUUCAGGACUGUACCAAGAAACAUGUUCUGACCUUUAUGUUACUUGUCAAGUUUUUACAGAAGGGAAGCCUCUGGCCCUGCCAGUGAGAACAUCUUACAAGGCAUUUAGUACAAGAUGGAACUGGAAUGAAUGGCUAAAAUUACCUGUAAAGUACCCUGACCUUCCCAGGAAUGCCCAAGUGGCUCUGACUAUAUGGGAUGUGUAUGGACCAGGAAAAGCAGUACCUGUGGGAGGAACCACAGUUUCACUCUUUGGAAAAUACGGGGAAUGUAUUGUAUGUAAAAUUGGCAUUACCAUUCUUUAUCCUCCUUUCUGUCAGAUCUGUGUUAAAAUAUUCUCCAUUAUAUUUGUUCUGCAGCUAACUAAGGCUCAUCGACAAGGACACAUGGUGAAAGUAGAUUGGCUGGACAGAUUGACAUUUAGAGAAAUAGAAAUGAUAAAUGAGAGUGAAAAACGAAGUUCUAAUUUCAUGUACUUAAUGGUUGAAUUUCAGUGUGUCAAGUGUGAAGAUAAAGAAUAUGGUAUCGUGUAUUAUGAAAAGGAUGGUGAUGAGUCAUCUCCAAUUUUAACAAGUUUUGAGAUCGUGAAAGUUCCUGACCCUCAGAUGUCUAUGGAGAAUUUAGUUGAGAGCAAACACCACAAGCUUGCCCGGAGUUUAAGAAGUGGACCAUCUGACCACGAUCUCAAACCUAAUGCUGCCACGAGAGAUCAGCUAAAUAUUAUUGUGAGUUAUCCACCAACCAAACAACUUACAUAUGAAGAGCAAGAUCUUGUUUGGAAGUUUAGAUAUUAUCUUACUAAUCAAGAGAAAGCUUUGACAAAAUUCUUGAAAUGUGUUAACUGGGAUCUACCUCAGGAAGCCAAACAGGCAUUGGAACUUCUGGGAAAAUGGAAGCCAAUGGAUGUAGAGGAUUCCUUGGAGCUGUUAUCUUCUCAUUACACCAAUACAACAGUGAGGCGUUAUGCUGUUGCCCGGUUGCGGCAGGCAGAUGAUGAGGACUUGUUGAUGUACCUAUUGCAGCUGGUCCAGGCUCUCAAAUAUGAAAAUUUUGAUGACAUAAAGAAUGGAUUAGAACCUACCAAGAAGGAUAGUCAGGGUUCAGUGUCAGAGAGUGUGUCAAAUUCUGGAAUGAAUUCUGCAGAAAUAGAUAGCUCCCAGAUUAUAACCAGCCCUCUUCCUCCAGUGUCUUCCCCUCCUCCUGCAUCUAAAACAAAAGAAGUUUCAGAUGGUGAAAAUCUGGAGCAAGAUCUCUGCACCUUCUUGAUAUCAAGAGCCUGCAAAAACUCAACACUGGCUAAUUAUUUAUACUGGUAUGUGAUAGUGGAAUGUGAAGAUCAAGAUACUCAACAGAGAGAUCCAAAGACCCAUGAGAUGUACUUGAAUGUGAUGAGAAGAUUCAGCCAAGCGUUGUUGAAGGGUGAUAAGUCUGUCAGAGUUAUGCGGUCUUUGCUGGCUGCACAGCAGACAUUUGUAGAUCGGCUGGUGCAUCUAAUGAAGGCAGUGCAGCGUGAAAGUGGAAAUCGUAAGAAAAAGAAUGAGAGACUACAGGCACUGCUGGGAGACAAUGAAAAGAUGAAUUUGUCAGAUGUAGAACUUAUCCCAUUGCCUUUAGAACCCCAGGUGAAAAUUAGAGGAAUAAUCCCAGAAACAGCUACAUUAUUUAAGAGUGCCCUUAUGCCUGCACAGUUGUUCUUUAAGACAGAAGAUGGAGGCAAGUAUCCAGUUAUAUUUAAGCAUGGAGAUGAUUUACGCCAGGAUCAACUUAUUCUUCAAAUCAUUUCACUCAUGGACAAGCUGUUACGGAAAGAAAAUCUGGAUUUGAAAUUAACGCCCUAUAAAGUAUUAGCUACUAGUACAAAACAUGGCUUCAUGCAGUUUAUCCAGUCAGUUCCUGUUGCUGAAGUUCUUGACACAGAAGGAAGCAUUCAGAACUUUUUUAGAAAAUAUGCACCAAGUGAUAACGGACCUAAUGGGAUAAGUGCUGAGGUUAUGGACACUUACGUUAAAAGCUGUGCUGGCUAUUGCGUGAUUACAUAUAUACUUGGAGUUGGAGACAGGCACCUGGAUAACCUUUUGCUGACGAAAACAGGCAAACUCUUCCACAUAGACUUUGGAUAUAUUUUGGGUCGAGAUCCGAAGCCUCUUCCUCCUCCAAUGAAGCUGAAUAAAGAAAUGGUGGAAGGCAUGGGGGGCACACAGAGCGAGCAGUACCAAGAGUUUCGUAAACAGUGUUACACAGCUUUUCUCCACCUUCGAAGGUAUUCUAAUCUGAUUUUGAACUUAUUUUCCUUGAUGGUAGAUGCAAACAUUCCAGAUAUUGCUCUGGAACCAGAUAAAACUGUGAAAAAGGUUCAGGAUAAAUUCCGUCUAGACCUGUCUGACGAAGAGGCAGUGCACUACAUGCAGAGUCUGAUUGACGAAAGUGUCCACGCUCUGUUCGCCGCAGUGGUAGAACAGAUUCACAAGUUUGCCCAGGUAAGUUCUCUGAGGCAGUGUGUUUUUAUCUCAGCUUCUCCAUGUACUCCUCCAGAGUCAUUCAAGAGCCAUACUUCUUUCCUGCCAACUGGCAUCCUUUUUAUUUAUUUAUUUUUGGUCAGGCCCUUUUGAGAUCUUGCCAGCUAGCUGAAGUGAACAUGUUCCAUGCAUUAUUAACUCUAAAACAUAUUGCCCUUAAAAUUUCUCAGUAAUGACUAACUUGUUGGGGGCAUCCAGUAAGUGCAUUUGUCCUUUGUAGUCAGUGAUGAUUAUAAAUACUGCUGGAGUGUGAUCUCAGGUGUGGCAGAGGCCUUGGCAAGUGAGACUUGAACACUUGCUGGGCUUUGGUAAAUGUUAACAUGCUAAAGAAGGAGUGUAGAAGCUUAAGAAAUGCAGUCUGUACCACACAGUAGAAAGGUGUAUUUGUAGCUAGGCAAAUGAAAUUGUGAGAGUUAUUGACAACUUUUUUUAUUAUUAUUGGCAUGGGCCUUUUCCCAUAGAGAAAACAGUGGAUAAUGGAAGGAAUUGGCAAUAGAUGGGCAUUCUCUUAAAUUAGACACCAGAAGGAAGAUCAUUUUAUAAGUAUUAAAUAGAUGAUACCAUUUCUUGUAAAUAAAUAUUAAUUCUAUUUCCUAGGUUCCUAGUCUUCAAUUCUUCAGUAAAAUUCCAGUAGAAAUACUAAUCUGGUUAAAUGGUUUUUAAUAAUUACUUUGGGCUUGCUUAUUACAAACUCUUUGGAG
This is a messenger RNA of Trichechus manatus latirostris (Florida manatee), 3437 nucleotides long. It is a transcript of the gene PIK3C3, whose product is annotated as phosphatidylinositol 3-kinase catalytic subunit type 3. Gene Ontology annotation, molecular function: 1-phosphatidylinositol-3-kinase activity. Gene Ontology annotation, biological process: autophagy of peroxisome; autophagosome assembly; phosphatidylinositol-mediated signaling. The transcript is spliced from 23 exons. The record is from RefSeq and is a predicted model, not a curated record. NCBI's taxonomy places the organism in Eukaryota, Metazoa, Chordata, Mammalia, Sirenia, Trichechidae. Bases 85 to 2829 code for a protein of 914 amino acids. Gene Ontology annotation, cellular component: phosphatidylinositol 3-kinase complex, class III, type I; endosome; cytoplasm.